AUGGAGAAGCCGCGCGGCGUCGAGGAGGUUCCUUCCUCGGAGCCGAUGGAGGAAGAGGAGGAAGAGGGGGACUUGGAGCUGUUCGGUGGCUAUGACAGUUUCCGCGGCUGUAACAGCAGCGCGGGCAGCGAGAGCAGCUCCUGCCUGGAGGAGUCCAGCGAAGCCGAGACUGAGGAGCGGGAGGCCGGGGAGCUGCCCACCUCCCCGCUGCAUCUGCUCAGCCCGGGGACUCCGCGCUCCUUGGACGGCAGUGGUUCCGAGCCAGCUGUCUGUGAGAUGUGUGGUAUCGUGGGUACAAGGGAAGCCUUCUUCUCCAAGACCAAGAGGUUCUGCAGCGUCUCCUGUUCCAGGAGCUACUCCUCCAACUCCAAGAAAGCCAGCAUCUUGGCUCGAUUACAGGGAAAGCCGCCCACGAAGAAAGCCAAAGUCCUGCACAAGGCGGCCUGGUCGGCCAAGAUCGGAGCUUUUCUCCACUCGCAGGGGACGGGGCAGCUGGCCGAUGGGACACCCACAGGGCAAGACGCGCUGGUCCUGGGCUUCGACUGGGGGAAGUUCCUGAAGGACCACAGUUACAAGGCCGCCCCUGUCAGCUGCUUUAAACACGUCCCCCUCUAUGACCAGUGGGAGGAUGUGACGAAGGGGAUGAAGGUGGAGGUGCUCAACAGUGACGCCGUGCUCCCCAGCCGGGUGUACUGGAUCGCCUCCGUCAUCCAGGCCGCAGGGUACCGAGUGCUGCUUCGGUAUGAGGGCUUUGAAAACGAUGCCAGCCACGACUUCUGGUGCAACCUGGGAACUGUGGAUGUCCACCCCAUCGGCUGGUGUGCCAUCAACAGCAAGAUCCUGGUGCCCCCGCGGACCAUCCAUGCCAAAUUCACCGACUGGAAGGGCUACCUCAUGAAACGGCUGGUGGGCUCCAGGACGCUCCCCGUGGAUUUUCAUAUCAAGAUGGUGGAGAGCAUGAAGUACCCCUUCCGCCAGGGCAUGCGGCUGGAGGUGGUGGACAAGUCCCAGGUGUCUCGGACCCGCAUGGCCGUGGUGGACACGGUCAUCGGGGGCCGCCUGCGGCUCCUGUACGAGGACGGCGACAGCGACGACGACUUCUGGUGCCACAUGUGGAGCCCCCUGAUCCACCCCGUGGGCUGGUCCCGGCGCGUGGGCCAUGGCAUCAAGCUGUCAGAGAAGCGCAGCGACAUGGCCCAUCACCCCACCUUCCGGAAGAUCUACUGUGACGCCGUCCCUUACCUGUUCAAGAAGGUUCGCGCUGUGUACACAGAAGGCGGCUGGUUUGAGGAGGGGAUGAAGCUGGAGGCCAUCGACCCCCUGAAUCUGGGCAACAUCUGCGUGGCCACCAUCUGCAAGGUCCUCCUGGAUGGCUACCUGAUGCUCUGUGUGGACGGGGGGCCCUCCACCGACGGCUCGGACUGGUUCUGCUACCACGCCUCCUCCCACGCCAUCUUCCCAGCCACCUUCUGCCAGAAGAACGACAUUGAGCUCACUCUCCCGAAAGGCUACGACAGCCGCACCUUCACCUGGGACAGCUACCUGGAAAAGACCAAGUCGAAGGCGGCUCCGUCCAGACUCUUUAACAUGGACUGCCCCAACCACGGCUUCAGGGUGGGCAUGAAGCUGGAGGCCGUGGACCUGGCGGAGCCGCGGCUCAUCUGCGUGGCCACGGUGAGGCGGGUGGUGCACCGUCUCCUCGGCAUCCACUUUGACGGCUGGGACAGCGAGUACGACCAGUGGGUGGACUGUGAGUCCCCGGACAUCUACCCCGCCGGCUGGUGCGAGCUCACCGGCUACCAGCUCCAGCCGCCUGUGGCCACAGAGCCAACCACGCCGCUGAAGGCCAAGGAGGCCACGAAGAAGAGGAAGAAGCAGUUUGGGAAGAAGAGGAAGAGGAUUCCUCCGGCCAAGGUGCGGCCCCUGAGACCGGGCUCCAAGAAGCCGCCGCUGGAUGAGGACGCCCAGGCCCCGGAGAGGGUCUCGGCGGCGGCCAGUCCGGACGAGAUCAUCGCCGUGCGCGUGAAGGAGGAGCACGUGGAAGCGGCCACGCCUGACAAGGCCCGGAGUCCGGAGCUGCCCGUGUCCAUCGAGAACAUCAAACAGGAGGCAGAGGACUGA
This is a messenger RNA of Pipistrellus nathusii (Nathusius's pipistrelle), 2121 nucleotides long. The record is from the annotation of a GenBank genome assembly. NCBI's taxonomy places the organism in Eukaryota, Metazoa, Chordata, Mammalia, Chiroptera, Vespertilionidae.